Messenger RNA from Clupea harengus (Atlantic herring), 1905 nucleotides. RefSeq lists its product as uncharacterized. The record is from RefSeq and is a predicted model, not a curated record. Gene Ontology annotation, cellular component: nucleus. Gene Ontology annotation, biological process: regulation of gene expression. Lineage: Eukaryota; Metazoa; Chordata; Actinopteri; Clupeiformes; Clupeidae.
UGUUUGCUGAAUUAGUUCACCGGAUUAGCUUCACGUAGCUCAAAGUAACCACUGGGUUAGCUCGUAGAUUGUGUUUUCGAAUGUAUUUCGGUCAUAGACAUAGGUUGUGCUUUUAGUGUACCUCAGGUCAGGAAGAAAUAAUAAUAAUAAAAUAAUUCCAGCAAUAACAUUAGGCAGUUUUAUUUACCCGAAUGCAUAUGUUGCACACAAUGAUUAAGGCGUCUAACCCACACUUUAGGGGUAAAAUUUCUUCUGUUUUAGAGGAGUUGUUGGCAGCAGCAGUGACGGAAAUCUGCGAGCUAUUUGAUAAUGAAUUUGCUACUUUACGUGCGGAAUGUCCAAGAUGCAAGCAUACUAAGGAAGUCGAAAAGAGAACACACUCAACACCACAGCGUAACCGUUCUUAUGAGAAUGUCCAGAGGUUCACUACCAGAGACGAGGAUCUUCAGAGAGGUAGCAGUCGAGGAGAAUUUGAACGGGAUACAAAUGGAGACGUGGGAAGUAAUCACACCAUACCACAGUGCUGCCAGUGGGACGUCGGUACUAGCAAUGACCAACCCAAACAUGCUAGUAAAGAAAUGGGUACAAAGAUGGACUUCGUGUCUGUCAAACAGGAAGUUGUGGAAGAGUCUGAACUCUCUCAGAGAGAAGAGCAGAAUGGACAGGAGGGAAUGGCUGGUUCAGAUAUUACCCUGCCUGAUUCUAAUCUGGAUUUGAGCACAUUACUGUCCCCCCAGACAGGACCAGAAUGGGCCCCUCCUGAGCAAUUUAUUUACCGUGACAGCAACUGUGACCCAAAGGUUGAAUCAGAGAAUGGCCAUUCCAGUUCUGUAAACAAGGACAAAGUAGGUGAAAAUGGAGGGCAUGAAAGUAUAGACUAUUACCACGAACAGCAGAAGCUGAGCACGUGGAACAGUGACAUGUCAGCUGGUAUAUACCCUGCACCCCAACUAAAUCCCAUGCAACACAGAGACUGUAGUAGAGAUGGGCAAGAAGAGGUACAGACAGAGGAAGUGGAACUUGGGAAUACACACCUCACACACUGGACAGUGUCUUCACCAAGGAAUCAGUCGCAUCUGCACAAGCAGUGGCCAAUGCGCAGAAAACCAUCUGUGCCUGUGAGUGCGUUCAACAUGUGUCUCUCAGGUGCUGUAUCCUUAGACAUGAGGGCUGAUGGUUCUGGGAAUCAACUGAACAUGCCUUUGACUAUCACAGCGGAGCAGGAGAAGAAAUUCACCUGCCUGUUAUGUGGGAAGAGACUCCUGUCCGAGCAGACCCUGAAAUCUCACCAGAAGAUUCACACAGGAUAUGCACCACAUCAGUGCAACCAGUGCGGCAAGAGGUUUUCUCGACUCGAGAACCUCAAGGUGCACCAGAACAUCCACACAGGACUCAAACCAUACACUUGCAAAUUCUGUCUGAAGAAAUUCAAUGCUCCAAGCAACUUCAGCCGACAUAAACAUGCUUGUCUGAAGAGAAAGCUAGCUCUAUUCAGUUCGUAAAAACAUAUUUACAUUGGGGUUAGGCUCAGGUAGGGUUGGGCGAUAUGACGGUAUAUAGCGUGCAACUGUAGAAAUGUGUCUACCGGUAGAGAUUUGGCAAUACCGUUUCAAACGCGGGAGACUCUUAUUUUGAAAUAUUUUUCCACAGUAGUUGCAUGUUGCCACUGAACUAUACAUUAUCCCGCUAUUAUACGGUUACUUGCCAAAACGAUAUAAGACAUUCCUCCAAAAUACCUCUUUAAUGAUUUUGUUGCCGUUUCAUUUUUUCCGCUUUUCCCAAAAAAUAGAUCUUCAGGCAAAUAGAACUUUAAAGUUUCAGGUGUUGCGUAGCAACCCAUUACUUGCUGACUUCAAGUUACAACUUUACGUUACGUUAAAUGACUGGACUACUUGUGGAAUGAUA